AGUGAUGGGCUAUGGGGCCGGUGGGUGGUCUGCGUGCGGGGGAUCGGAGCUUCCCGCAAAGCCCGCCGUGCCGCGAGGGAUGGGACGCUGCCUGGUGGUUGCGGCGGGUACCACCUCCGUUGGCACGGACGCCAAUCUCGGAUACCGUCGUGGAGACAAGACAGCGAAGGCCUGGAGGUUAAUCUCCUGGAGCGGCAAAUAGAGACAGCUAAAGAAGAGCCACUGAACCAGUUAGGAGACUAUUGCAGCCAUCCCAGCAAGAGAUGAUAACGUGGACUUGGGACGUGGCAGAGCUGAUACAGAAAACUGGAAGAUUUCAGAGACCCUCUAAAGGAAUUUACAGGGAGCUUCAAGCCUGGCUACCUCACAGAGUGACCAACUGUCCUAAUUUGCCUCGCUCGGCCUGAGGGCGUUCCCGGGAUGGAGAAAAAUUCUGGGCAAACCGUUGUUAGAAAACAAAAUUCAACCAGCCUUCCCGUGGUUUGGGAUGGACAUCGGUGGAACGCUGGUUAAAUUGGUCUACUUUGAGCCAAAGGAUAUCACAGCCGAAGAGGAGCAAGAGGAGGUAGAGAACCUGAAGAGCAUCAGAAAGUAUUUGACUUCCAAUACGGCUUAUGGGAAAACCGGGAUCCGAGACGUCCAUCUAGAACUGAAAAAUCUGACCAUGUGUGGGCGCAAAGGGAACCUGCACUUCAUCCGCUUCCCCAGCUGUGCUAUGCACAGGUUCAUUCAGAUGGGCAGCGAGAAGAACUUCUCCAGCCUCCACACCACGCUCUGUGCCACGGGAGGUGGGGCUUUCAAGUUCGAAAAGGACUUCAGAAUGAUUGCUGACCUGCAGCUCCAUAAACUGGAUGAACUGGACUGUCUGAUUCAGGGCCUGCUUUACGUCGACUCCAUUGGCUUCAAUGGCAAGCCAGAAUGUUACUAUUUUGAAAAUCCCACAAAUCCUGAAUUGUGUCAAAAAAAGCCGUACUGCCUUGAUAACCCAUACCCUAUGUUGCUGGUGAACAUGGGCUCGGGUGUCAGCAUCCUAGCAGUGUACUCCAAGGACAACUAUAAAAGAGUUACAGGGACCAGUCUUGGAGGUGGAACAUUCCUAGGCCUAUGUUGCUUGCUGACUGGUUGUGAGACCUUUGAAGAAGCUCUGGAAAUGGCAGCUAAAGGCGACAGCACCAAUGUUGAUAAGCUGGUGAAGGACAUUUACGGAGGAGACUAUGAACGAUUUGGCCUUCAAGGAUCCGCUGUAGCAUCAAGCUUUGGCAACAUGAUGAGUAAGGAAAAGCGAGAUUCCAUCAGCAAGGAAGACCUCGCCCGAGCCACACUGGUCACCAUCACCAACAACAUUGGCUCCAUUGCUCGGAUGUGUGCGUUGAAUGAGAAUAUUGACAGAGUUGUGUUUGUUGGGAAUUUUCUCAGAAUCAAUAUGAUCUCCAUGAAACUGCUAGCAUAUGCAAUGGAUUUUUGGUCCAAAGGACAGCUAAAAGCUCUGUUUUUGGAACACGAGGGUUAUUUCGGAGCUGUUGGGGCACUGCUGGAACUGUUCAAGAUGACUGAUGACCAGUAGUGAUGACAGUGGAUAGAAGAGCCUUCUGUGAGAACAGAGACCUGAGACCUGUCGCUGGAGAAGGUAGAUGUCGCUAUGGGACGGAAGCCAAGCCAUUAUGGCAGAUGAACCUGCUGGAUUUGUAAAUAAUUUAAAAUCCUUCUAGCUGAUCUUUUACUCUUGGGUUUUGAGCUUAUGAUUCAAAAUGGGGAAUACAAGAGUUUUUUCUGUAUACUGUAUUUUUAAAACACACACACACACACACACACACACACACAUUUGUGCAGAGAGGCCAAACCUAUGAAUUUUAUGCAUUAACCUUGAAAAGUUGUAUGAGGUUUAAGAAGGACCCGAAGUGUAAGUGCUGUUUAUUUUUCUUCUGGGGUUUACUGAUCAGUGUGGUAAUUUUAACUUCAUUUAGUAAUUACUCUAGGAGAUCUUACCUUUACUUAUAUUCAUCAUGACGUUUCAUGAUUUGCUGUUGGUUUCAAAUGAAACUACAAAUCUGGCAUGCUUUACUGUGAACACUAUUUUGUUUGUUUGUUUCUUUACCUUUUUUUUGUCUUGUUUUUUUUCUGUUUGAAUGUCUUAUGGAGAAAGAGAGUCCUUCCCCCUGUUUCUGUUGUCAGAUGACUCCCUCUCCUCUCCAAUACCUUUCUUUAAUGUAAUUGUUUGUACCAAUGAAGGGGCUGAUCAGCUCACUAAGAGUGAAGCACGAGAUCGAAAGCGUUCAUGAAUUUUAUGAGUCAGGCAAAAGUUGAAAAUGAUAUACAAUGAAUAUACAGUGUUUUGUUGGAUUUACUUUACGUUAGGUUAUAUUAAAUUGUGUUCUCUGAUGAACUGUCCUCAUUCAUACCCACCAUAUGAGUGGCAGCAAAUCCUUAUGCAGGACAUUGGAACUUCCCAGGUGAAGUCUCCCAGUAGAUUAACCGUUCACAUUGGGAGAUGGGGGAGAAGUCAUGGGUUGACGUGUCAGGUAAUAACACCUAUUUGUUUUGUACACGUAUGUACAUAGGAGCUUUGUAACAAGCCAUCUUAAAUAAUAAUUUUUUGAUUUGAAGUAUUUCAAACUGAAAACUGCAUUUCAAUCUCAGUUUCUAAUAUUAAAAAAAUCAUGGUACUGAUCUAUCUAUACAUAUUUUUUUUCUUUUUUGAAAGAUGUCAUUGGCACCGAUGGGUAACUUUCAAAUGAGAGUCUUGUACAAAUAUUGAAACGCAUGAGGUCUAAUGACUUAGAACUGAUUAAUCUUUUGAACUGAGCAUAUUGUUGAAAGGGAUCUUUGCAGGCACUAUGAUUACUCCGUGGUGAAUCUUUCCUUCUCUGCCUCCUGAGCACCAUCUUUAAUUGCCAUAUCUUCACGUCUUGGAGAACUCGAUGUUAACUGAAGUAUUCACUUGUCUGGUUGAAAUAAAGCCUGUUUCUGUUGUGA
Neofelis nebulosa (Clouded leopard) is the source of this 2973-nucleotide messenger RNA. RefSeq names its product pantothenate kinase 1 (gene PANK1). Gene Ontology annotation, cellular component: cytosol; nucleus. The record is from RefSeq and is a predicted model, not a curated record. The coding region runs from base 488 to 1564 and encodes 358 amino acids. Gene Ontology annotation, molecular function: pantothenate kinase activity; ATP binding. Lineage: Eukaryota; Metazoa; Chordata; Mammalia; Carnivora; Felidae. Gene Ontology annotation, biological process: coenzyme A biosynthetic process. The transcript is spliced from 9 exons.